AGAAGAAGAAAGAAGAAGAAGAAGAAGAAGAAGAAGACAACAACAACAACAACUACAAAGCAGAUGUCGGCAUGAUGCUGUGAUUCGCGAAGUUAUUUCCAUCGUUGCUCCGUCGACUAUUCCCUACUGUGCGCAUUUUUCUUUCAUGCAAAAAAAGUAAACGUCCGAAUAAACAGGUCUCGCUGCAUUUUGAAGUGUUCCGUCCAAGCUUUUAGCUUCCAAUCGGCGAGCAAAGGGAGACGGAAGUUAGCCCCAGCAGAUCCUCAGCGUGAGAGAAAAGAGUUGUUGAUUAACGUGUGAAAAUGUGUAAAGUAGACAUGCUGAGAGUGUUGCUGAAUCAGCGGCUCGGUGCGGCCGUUGAGGAAGUAUUAGUGGUGAUUGCGCGAACGAUAGCAGAUUACGAGGAGCAGCUUUGUCGGUCCAAAGAGGAGAACGAGCGACAACGUCAACUACUGGAUGCUGUGUUCAAGCCAAGAGCUGCCUUGCACUUCGGAGUAGACGGGAAUCGGGAUCUUAAUACUGAACAGCAGGAGUGGAGCUCCAGGGCGGAGCAAGAGGAGCAAAAGCCGUCUUACGUAAAAGAGGAGGAGCAGGGUCGCGGAAUCACUCAGGAGCGAGAGCAGUUUCAGAGGGUGAAAUGCUCAGUGGUUUGUCUCCCUGUGAAGAGCGAAGAUCGUGACGGCGACAGCCAAAGUGAGGAAAGCGAAGGCGCGGAGCCGCCGAACAGUAGCUCGAACCGAAACACGACAACCGAAGGGGAUCAGGAUCGUUGCGGAGGAUCACGAGAAGACGGACCCUUAGCUCCACUAUCUGAUAAUGGUGACACAGCAUCUGACGCUGGCGAGGAAGACUCCAAAAGCGAUCCGACAUGUCACCCGGACGACACGCAUUUGACUUGUCUUCAGUGUGGCAAAACUUUUGUCCGCAAGAGCAAUCUGAAAGAACACAUGAUGAUCCACACAGGAGAGAAACCGUUCGUAUGCUCAUUUUGCGGCAAACCGUUCUCUCAAAAGGUAAACAUGAUCACACACACGAGGAGACACACGGGAGAAAAACCGUACAACUGCUCACUCUGCAGCAGAAGCUUCUACGAUUGUUCAGGUUUGGUUCAACACAUGAGGACACACACCGGGGAAAAACCCUUUCCCUGUCCGGUGUGCGGGAAAAGAUUCCGCGGAAAGUCAAUUUUGACGCGACACAUAAGGACGCACACGGGUGAGAAAGUGUUCAGUUGCAGCGUGUGCGGCCAGAGAUUCUCUUAUAAGUAUCAACUCGACAAACACGCGUGCGCCGGCGACAGCGGGAGCAGAACGCGAAGCCGCACCACUUGAAAUAAACUCGAGACUUUCGAACGUGAGCACCGCCGGGACGUCCUGGAGGCUUCGAGCGUGCAAGGCAGAUUCAUACAUGCCGUCGCGUGGCCUCGGUUGCGGUCCUCAACGCGCUUGCGAGAAGCUGGCGUAGACCGCAACUGGACAGACACAUCCGGGUCGUGAUGUUGCCGUUCAUUAGGCUCCACUCCCAAAAGUAUCGUCUUUGCUUCCUCUUGUGUUUUUGUUGAAUAAAGUGAUGUUUUUCCUUCAACAAAAAGAAAAGUUUGUGGUGCAGGAAUGGGUCAGUGCCCUUUAAAUUCACGUCAUUGGUUGAGAAUUGUUAUGAGAGCUGAUGAAAUUCAUAUAAGAGAAUUACAAAUUCAACAAUGUUCGACUGUAUUUGAAAAAAUAACGAAUCUACUAAGGAGCAGAAGGGACACGAUUAAUCUUUUACAACAUUACUUUCUUUGAGAUUUUUGGGCUCAGUAAAGGUUGGAAGAUAUUAACGUCGGUGGUUUGUUGGUCGUGAAGUUAUUUCAUUUAUUUUCAACUCACCUCAAUUUGUGCAUUAUCUGUUUCUUUUGGCGGUACUGUGGAUCAGCGGGAAAGCGUUGGCCUCACAGUUCUGAGGUCCCGGGACAGUACUUUUUGCCAC
Molecule: messenger RNA, 1968 nt
Organism: Syngnathoides biaculeatus (alligator pipefish)
Lineage: Eukaryota; Metazoa; Chordata; Actinopteri; Syngnathiformes; Syngnathidae
Product: gastrula zinc finger protein XlCGF48.2-like
Exons: 2
Coding region: 303-1331 (342 amino acids)
Biological process (GO): regulation of transcription by RNA polymerase II
Cellular component (GO): nucleus
Molecular function (GO): DNA-binding transcription factor activity; RNA polymerase II cis-regulatory region sequence-specific DNA binding
Source: RefSeq, a predicted model, not a curated record